Messenger RNA from Nematolebias whitei (Rio pearlfish), 809 nucleotides. RefSeq names its product ubiquitin carboxyl-terminal hydrolase 2. NCBI's taxonomy places the organism in Eukaryota, Metazoa, Chordata, Actinopteri, Cyprinodontiformes, Rivulidae. The record is from RefSeq and is a predicted model, not a curated record. Gene Ontology annotation, biological process: protein deubiquitination. Gene Ontology annotation, molecular function: cysteine-type deubiquitinase activity. Gene Ontology annotation, cellular component: cytoplasm.
GUCGAUGCAGUCUUCUCGAGGCUCUCCCUCCCUGAGGCUGACAAUUCAGCAGCAGCAACAUGUCUCGCGUCUCCUCCACCGCCAAGCGUUACGCUGGCUCCUCCUACACCAGCCACUACAGCUCCUACAGCCCCUCCUUGACCCCAGGCCUUAGCUCCUACACCGAUCGGGACAGGCUGUCCACCUACAAGUCCCCCACGUCCUCCAUCUCUUCCUCAGGUUAUUCCUCCUCCAGCUAUCUGAGCAGCUCUACUGUCCGUAGUCACAACUACAGCACCUCUUCAGACCCUGAUCGUGACCGGGGCCGAACCGUCCCACGCACCGACCUCCUCGGGAGCAGCAACAGCCGCCGUAGUGACAGCCUUAGCAGAACCCCUGUCAAGAGCUACAGAGGGUCAGGGCUCAGUGGGGGGUCUGCCUAUUCUGGCUAUAGCUCCUUCUCUUCAUCCCCAGCCCAGUCCAGCUACCUCUACUCUUCACCGGCGGCCUCCAGCAUCUCGCUCAGUCGCCGAAAAUCUGUUUCGCAGAGUGACUUGAGCAGGGAUCUGUCCUCUCUGAGCCUCAACGAUGCUUCCUCCUCUUCCACCAGUGCCCUGCGGAGCUACCGCAGUCGAUCUAGGGAUGUGGCUGACUCAAAUGACUCCAGCUCCCACCCAGGCUACUCGGGCCUGUUACGAAGUUCUACUCAGGCGGCCCUUUCACGGAGCUCCACCCAGGAGGCCUUCAGCAGCAGCAGCAAAGCAUACAGCUCCUCUACAUGGGAGCAAAGCAGUAAUGGGCUGUCCAGCUUCUCAACCAGGGACUCCACG